AUGAAAUACUUCGUGGUCCUUAGCUGCAUGGUUGUGGUGGCGUUGAGCGCGGUGAUUCCAGACCCAAGUGUGAGGGAACUGCCAGCGGUCAGGCACGAGGAGGUCCACGAUGAAUACGGCCAGUACGCCCUCAGAUACAUCACAGCUGAGAACACAGUUGUUUCGGAGCGCGGUCGGUUGGUGCCCACCCCCAACGGCGGGUACGUCCUAGAGAUCGAAGGCCAAUAUCAGUUCAUCGGUGAUGACGGCCAGAUCUACGUCACCAAGUACCGCGGUGGUCCCGACGGCUUCCACGUAGAUGGUACCCAUCUGCCGGAACCAGUGCCCGUGAUUCCAGUCUGA
Messenger RNA from Diatraea saccharalis (sugarcane borer), 342 nucleotides. NCBI's taxonomy places the organism in Eukaryota, Metazoa, Arthropoda, Insecta, Lepidoptera, Crambidae. The record is from the annotation of a GenBank genome assembly.